This is a messenger RNA of Ylistrum balloti, 597 nucleotides long. RefSeq lists its product as uncharacterized. Lineage: Eukaryota; Metazoa; Mollusca; Bivalvia; Pectinida; Pectinidae. The transcript has 2 exons. Bases 10 to 597 code for a protein of 195 amino acids. The record is from RefSeq and is a predicted model, not a curated record.
CAUGAUCAAAUGGGGAGGAAGAGAAACGAUGUCCAUGAUAACCAUACGUUUGCCCCUCAGAUAAGUGAAGCAAGCAAACGUAUUGCAGCUCGACGUUUGCAAAGUUUAGAUGGAGGGGUGCCACAUUUUAUGUUGAAUAUCAAAUGCAGAGAGCCGCUUGCACCCAUCCCCUCUAACUCUGACAAGCAGAAGAUACCGACGAUUUGUGAUGAAGCCAACGAAUCUGAUCGGGAAUCGAAGGAUGAGUUAAUUUCAGAUACCGAUUUAAGCUCUCCUAAAUUAUCAGAGAAUUGCAUAAAAUUUCCGAAAGAUAAAAAGGGCGGGUAUGCUCUUCGUACCGGGACUAUGGCCACAAAAGCGAAUGUUUUAUUAGACGACAGCAUCUUUACGUUCCGUCCAAAAGUCAGUAGUGCUAGUGUAAAAAUUGUUGAAAGUCUAGGUACAGAUUUUAUGUCCAGACAGCAACAGCAUUUGGAAAGACAAAAAAAGCAUAUUGAGCAAGCGCCUAUACACUUUUCAAGUUAUUCUGGGCGUCUUUCACCUGUUUUGGCAAAACCUGGGAAGAAAACAAUCAAACCUAGAGAGGUAAUUAUAUGA